AUGGGGAAGGGGCGGCAGAAAAAGUGUGGGGCAGCUAGUGAACAAAAAACAUCUGAUUUGCAGGGAUAUAAAAGUGUGCUUAAUUCAAAAAGCGCUGAAGAAGUACUGGCAAAUUUUGCAAAAUGGGAGCCUAGGCAUGGGAAGUUUAGGUAUCGUCAUCCUUGGGCUCAAUAUUUGGAAAUUGGUGGCAUUGCUCGAGAUUGUGCUUAUCGAAUUCAUGCCCUAAAUGUCUAUCUUAACUAUGAAACUCAGAUUGAACAGGAAACUAGAACUAAAAUUCAAGAGCCAUGCAUGAAAGUGUGUACAGAAUGUGGUCAUGUUUUAAAAGAAUUAGCAUUGGCUAUGAAGACAAUGACAUAUCCACUCACCAUUAUAGUCCACAUUGACAAUGCAAAAAUUGCUGCUGAAAAUCUCAAGUCCUUGCUCCACACAGAUAGUUCAUGGGAGGGAAUACACUUUUCUGAUAUCAUUCCUAUGGCAACAGUAGCUUCAUUACUCAUAGAAACAGUUUCUUAUACUGUAAAGAUGGUGGAAUCAUUUGAUCAACUUGCUGCCUUAGCAAGAUUCAAGAAGACUAAUCGAUUCGCCCUGGUGAGAAUAAGAACUAAUAGUUGGAAAACGAAAAGAGUAAUGCCAGAUCAGCCGAGUACAGAAAGUGUACAUCAUGAUGUUGCAGCAGAGUGA
Messenger RNA from Solanum tuberosum (potato), 684 nucleotides. RefSeq names its product aluminum-activated malate transporter 7-like. Gene Ontology annotation, biological process: malate transport. NCBI's taxonomy places the organism in Eukaryota, Viridiplantae, Streptophyta, Magnoliopsida, Solanales, Solanaceae. The record is from RefSeq and is a predicted model, not a curated record. The coding region runs from base 1 to 684 and encodes 227 amino acids. The transcript is spliced from 4 exons.